Molecule: messenger RNA, 1583 nt
Organism: Epinephelus fuscoguttatus (brown-marbled grouper)
Lineage: Eukaryota; Metazoa; Chordata; Actinopteri; Perciformes; Serranidae
Product: GTP-binding protein Rhes-like
Exons: 1
Coding region: 280-906 (208 amino acids)
Molecular function (GO): GTP binding; GTPase activity
Source: RefSeq, a predicted model, not a curated record
AGCAACUCUGAGGAGCCUUGACACAGAGCCGCUGCCAGCUUAACAAACCUGACAGGUGACAGAAAGGCAAGGAAAGAAGCUCAAGGAGAAGACUCACGAGUAACUGGUCGAGGGGAGAUUUUCAAGGAAUUUAGAAAAGUAGAAGCCAGUGACAGGUGUUGAGAUUUGCAGUGUUUUAAAGCAGCUGUUGUAACCACCAAGGGGAAGUGGGUGAAUUGAGGCAGCUUUGGGACAUUUUCUUUACUUAUUUUGGCCAAAAACCAACAACCAAAAACCAGCAUGUCUCUGGAGGUGAAGGAGAAGACCCAGGUGCGUCUAGUCUUCCUGGGGGCAGCAGGAGUAGGCAAGACAGCCCUGAUCCAACGCUUCCUCCAAGACACAUUUGAGCCCAAACACAGGCGCACAGUGGAGGAGCUGCACAGCAAGGAGUAUGACAUUGGUGGGGUCAAGAUCACAGUAGAGAUCCUUGACACCAGUGGCAGCUACUCCUUCCCGGCCAUGCGCAAGCUCUCCAUCCAAAACAGCGACGCCUUUGCGCUGGUGUACGCCGUGGACGACCCUGAGUCACUGGAGGCUGUAAAGAGCCUCCGAGAUGAGAUCCUGGAGAUCAAGGAGGACAAGUACACGCCAAUCGUGGUUGUGGGGAACAAGGUGGACCGGGAGGAGGAGCGCCAGGUGUCCAACAAGGACGUGCUGUCAACCGUGGAGAUGGAUUGGAACAACAGUUACCUGGAAGCUUCGGCAAAGGAGAACGCCAACGUGGUGGAGGUGUUCAAGGAGCUCCUGCAGCAGGCAAACCUUCCGAGCCGUCUCAGCCCUGCGCUGCGUAGACGCAGGGAGACCUUUCCAAAAGACACCAGCUUCCGGCCGCCCAUGAACAAGACCAACAGCUGUAUUUUGUCAUAAUGACAGUCAGAGGGAAGUGUUGUUUUGUUUCAUGAAGGAACAAGAGAUGAGAGCACUAAAUGCUGCUGGUCAGAGAAAAAAUAUAAAGAGGAAAGCUUGGACUUUAGUCAGUGGAGGUAUAAAGUGACUGAAAUAAGUGACUCUGGACCAGCAAAGACACUUCAGGGUUCACAGCUGAGAGGAAGAGGAACUGAAAAGGUGAAUGGUGUAAAGACUCCUUUGCCGAAGACUGUAAAAGUGGAAAGAAGGAAGCUGCAUUAACUACUCAGUUGUUUACUCGAUGUAAUGUUGUUGCUGCUUAUUUGGUGCCAUGCUGCUGGUGUUUAGAUCAAUGUGUACCUUUUAGAUUUUAACUGACAAUGUUCACUGACAUCAAGGUUUGGACUGUUGCUUACCAGUUGUUUACUAAAGGAAAGUGUGUGUGUAUAUAUUGUGAUACGUGCAAAGGUAUGUCUCAUGUAAAUUGAUUUAAUUUAAUAAUUCAGUGUAUGUAGCACAUCAUAAUGUUUACAUAUUUUGUACUUGAUUCCAGUUUGCCAUUGAGCAUGAUAUUACUAUUAUGUUUUAAAAAGAAAAAUUGGUGUAGUGCAAAUGUAAACUUUUUGUUUUUAAAUGUUUUUACAAUGUUUUAAGGUUGUUUUUUUAAUUUUAAAUACAUGAAUUUUCAAUACUUUUUC